GGCUCCGUGUGUUUGUAGUCGCGGCAGUAGGUGCAGCGGCUGCCUGAGCUGACCCGGGUGUGGGGACCACCCCUUCCCUGGCGCCCUUCGGUUCCUUCUGUUGCCUUCAUUGAGGAUGAGUCCCUGCGCGGCCGUGCGCCCACCCUGCGGAGACCACCGGCGCAGUUUCAUCUAGCGACUGGUCACCCUUGCAAUUAUGGAUAUUUAAAAGGAUCAGGCAGUGUGGAGGGGGAGUUCCCCUCCUCACUCCCCCUUGGUGCUUGACUCCAGGAAUAAUUUAUAAACUGUGGGAAUUUUUUUAAUGAAGAACUUGCAUUUGAUAUGAACUUUAUAGAGCUAUUUAUAAUUUUUUUGAUUUAAGUGCCAAAAAUUGUACAGAGAUACAUAGUUUUAUACUAUUGCCAUGAGGAUUUAAAUUAUAAUCCUAAAAGGUCAUUUAUUUUCUGUAAUUCUUUCUAAAUAGCACCUUUGUGUCCUGGCUUUUUCACUUUUAAAAAUUAGUCUCAACUCAAUCUUCUGAAGCAGUAAGCAGUGUAAAGACAACUAGGAUGAAUUCUUCCAUUCCUGACUGCACAUCAAAGUGUCGAUCCCUGAAGCAUGCUUUAGAUGUCCUUUCUGUGAUAACAAAAGGGAGUGAAAACCAAAUAAAGGCCUUUCUCUCCACUCAUUGUUACAAUGCUGCAACUAUCAAGGAUGCCUUUGGCAGGAAUGGCCUCCAUCUUGCUUCUUCCUUUUUUCUCCAUCUUGUUUCUUCCUGUGGAAAGAAAGGAGUUUUAGAUUGGCUUAUUGAGAAAGGAGUGGAUCCACUGGUGAAAGACAAGGAGUCGGGAUGGACAGCAUUACACAGAAGCAUUUUUUAUGGACAUAUUGAUUGUGUUUGGUCUCUGUUGAAGCAUGGUGUUAGUCUGUAUAUUCAAGAUAAGGAAGGCUUAUCAGCUUUGGAUCUUGUAAUGAAGGAUAGACCAACUCAUGUAAUAUUCAAAAAUACUGAUCCUACAGAUGUCUACACAUGGGGCGAUAAUACAAAUUUUACCCUGGGUCAUGGAAGCCAGAAUAGCAAAUAUCAUCCAGAGUUGGUGGAUCUGUUCUCCAGGAGUGGGGUUUAUAUCAAGCAGGUCGUGCUUUGUAAAUUUCACUCCGUGUUUCUGUCCCAGAAAGGGCAGGUUUAUACCUGUGGUCAUGGUCCUGGAGGGCGUUUAGGCCAUGGAGAUGAACAGACAUGCUUGGUUCCCAGGCUUGUGGAAGGACUGCGGGGUCAUAAUUGUUCCCAAGUGGCAGCUGCUAAGGAUCAUACUGUUGUAUUAACUGAAGAUGGAUGUGUGUAUACAUUUGGUCUAAAUAUUUUUCAUCAAUUAGGAAUUAUUCCUCCACCUUCCAGAUGUAAUGUACCCAGACAGAUGCAGGCAAAAUAUCUGAAAGGAAAAGCAAUCAUUGGAGUAGCGGCAGGCAGAUUUCACACAGUACUCUGGACCAGAGAAGCUGUUUACACUAUGGGACUAAAUGGUGGACAGUUGGGUUAUUUAUUAGAUCCCAAUGGAGAAAAGUGUGUGACUGUUCCUCGUCAAGUCUCUGCCCUUCAUCAUAAGGAUAUCACUCUGUCUUUGGUCGCUGCAAGUGACGGGGCCACAGUCUGUGUUACCACAAGGGGAGAUAUUUACUUACUUGCAGACUAUCAGUGCAAGAAGAUGGCUUCUAAACAACUAAACUUGAAAAAGGUUCUUGUGUCUGGGGGUCGUAUGGAAUACAAGGUUGAUCCUGAACAUUUGAAAGAAAAUGGGGGUCAAAAAAUUUGCAUUCUUGCAAUGGAUGGAGCUGGAAGGGUGUUUUGCUGGAGAUCAGUCAGUAGUUCUCUGAAGCAAUGUCGAUGGGCCUAUCCACGCCAGGUCUUCAUCUCUGAUAUUGCUUUAAAUAGAAAUGAAAUUCUUUUCGUCACACAGGAUGGGGAAGGAUUUAGAGGGAAAUGGUUUGAAGAAAAGAGAAAGAGUUCUGAAAAGAAAGAGAUUUUAUCAAACCUUCAUAAUUCCUCAUCAGAUGUGUCGUGUGUCUCUGACAUAAAUAGCACAUAUGAAAGAAUUCGACUUGAGAAACUUACUUUUGCCCAUAGAGCUGUUAGUGUCAGCACAGAUCCAAGUGGAUGCAACUUUGCAAUCCUGCAGUCAGAUCCUAAAACAAGCCUUUAUGAAAUUCCAGCUGUUUCUUCAACAUCCUUUUUUGAAGAGCUUGGCAAACUGUUGAGGGAAACUGAUGAAAUGGACAACAUCCAUGAUGUGACAUUUCAAGUUGGCAAUAGAGUCUUUCCUGCACAUAAAUACAUUUUGGCAAUGCGUUCUGACUUUUUUCAGAAAUUAUUUCUUUCAGAUGGUACUAUAGAAUUUACAGAUGUUUAUCGGAAAGAUGAAGAUUCUGCAGGAUGCCAUCUCUUUGUGGUAGAGAAGGUUCAUCCUGACCUAUUUGAAUACCUCUUACAAUUUAUAUACACAGAUACUUGUGACUUUUUAACUCAUGGCUUCAAACCAAGAAUAUACUUAAAUAAAAAGUCAGAAGACCACCAGGAUACUCUGAAUUCUCAUUUUAAUGAAAUGCAUUGCCAUGAAGAUAAUAAUCAGAAGUCAGCAUUUGAAGUUUACAAAAGUAAUCAAGCUCAUACAGUUACUGAAAGGCAGAAAAGCAAACCCAAAUCUUCUAAGAAAGGAAAAAGUGUUGGAGAUGAUGAUCCUGUAAAAAUGUUGCAAAAUAUUGCAAAGAAAUUUGGUUUCAGUAAUUUGAGUAGUAGGUUAGAUGGAGUCAGAUUUGAAAAUGAAAGAAUUAAUGUUAUUGCCAAGAAAACUGGUAAUAAGCCAAAGCUAAAUCAGAAAAAAUGUUCAUUUCUGUGUGAUGUAACCAUGAAAUCAGUGGAUGGAAAAGAAUUUCCUUGUCAUAAAUGUGUUCUUUGUGCUAGACUUGAAUAUUUUCAUAGUAUGCUGAGUAGCUCAUGGAUUGAGUCUUCCAGUUGUGCAGCUCUGGAAAUGCCAAUACAUUCUGACAUACUUAAAGUUAUUUUGGACUACCUCUAUACUGAUGAAGCUGUGAUGAUAAAAGAAUCUCAAAAUGUGGAUUUUAUUUGUAGUGUUCUUGUGGUGGCUGAUCAGCUUCUCAUAACUCGAUUAAAAGAGAUUUGUGAAGUAGCAUUAACUGAAAAGUUUACCCUUAAGAAUGCUGCUAUGCUACUGGAAUUUGCAGCAAUGUAUAAUGCUGAACAGUUGAAACUGUCUUGUUUACAGUUUAUAGGACUGAAUAUGGCAGCUUUACUUGAAGCAAGGUCUCUUGAUGUUUUAAGUGAUGGUGUUUUAAAGGAUCUUUCUGUGUUUUAUCGAAAAAUGAUUCCAGCAAUGGAUAGAAGAGUCAUUACACCAUAUCAAGAUGGGCCAGAUAUUAGCUGUUUGGAAAUAGAAGAUGGGGAUAUCUUUUUGAAGGAAGAAAUAAACAUAGAACAAAAUCAUUCGGAUACAACAAUGUUCAAGAAGGCAAAAACAAAAGCUAAAAAGAAGCCACGUAAGCGUUCAGAUAGUUCUGGAGGUUAUAACCUUUCAGAUAUAAUUCAGAGUCCACCAUCCGCAGGAUUACUAAAGUCUGGUAAGACCAAUUCUGUAGAAUCUCUUCCAGAACUUUUGACAUCGGACUCUGAAGGAAGCUAUGCAGGAGUGGGUAGUCCUAGAGAUUUACAGUCCCCUGAUUUUACAACAGGAUUUCAUUCAGACAAGAUUGAGGGGAAAGUUAAACCAUGUGUUAAUGGUACACCACCUGCAUAUUCAAGGGAAGAGUUGAAACUAUGGGAAAAAUCACCGGUACUUAAAAUAUCUGCUCCACAGCCCAUUCCAAGUCACAGAAUAGACACUACAAGCUCUUCCAGUUGGGUUUCUGGCUCUUUCAGUCCUGUCAGCCCUCCUGUUGUGGAUCUCAGAACCAUCAUGGAAAUAGAAGAAAGCAGACAAAGAUGUGGAGCUACACCAAAGUCAAAUAUAGGCAAAAUGAUUUCUCAUGGAGUUAAACUGUCUCAGAAGCAACGAAAAAUGAUUGCAUUGACUACCAAAGAAAACAAUUCAGGAAUGAAUAGCGUGGAAACAGUUUUAACUGCUCCUUCAAAAUCCCCCAAACCAAUGAAUGCAUGGACAUCUUCUCUACAUUCAGUUUCAUCCAAGUCAUUCCGUAAUUUCUUACUGGAAGAAAAAAAAUCUGUUACCAGCCAUACUUCAGGAGAUCAUGUCAAAAAAACCUGCUCUAAAGGAAUCGAAAAUUCCCAAGUUCCAAAAGCUGUAAGAUGGUCUAUGCAUGGUACUCCAGGACCAGAAAGCAACCAUAUUUCAGAUUUACCAGUUCUAGACAAUACCAACCCUUGGCUAUCGUCUUCAUUGACUGCUCCUUCUGUGGUAGCCCCAGUCACUUUCGCAUCUAUUGUAGAAGAAGAGCUACAACAGGAAGCAGCUCUUAUCAGAAGUCGAGAAAAACCCUUGGCUCUGAUUCAGAUUGAGGAGCGUGCGAUACAAGAUUUACUGGUUUUCUAUGAGGCAUGUGGCAACCCUGAUGAGUUUGUCCUUGUUGAAAGAACACCGCAGGGACCACUGGCAGUACCUAUGUGGAAUAAGCAUGGAUGCUAGUUCACUGUGGAGUUGAGAUGCAUUUUCCGUAAUUGUUAUUGUUAAUUGUGUAAAGAAACACUGUGGAAAAGUGUUCUUACAGACUUGGUAACAGUUCAUUCUAGAUAGAGUAAGAAAGGAUUUCUUUUCUUGACUACUAUUUAAGCAUAUGAUGUUUUUAUGAUUACAAAGAAAUUCCUCAGAAUUGUGAUUUUAGUAACUUGUAAUGUAUGAGUAUGUGAGAGGAAAACUUUACUAGGUUAAGGUUAAAUAGGAUCAUUUGUUCUUAAUAAUCCUACAGAGGAAAAUAAUAAGUGAACUGUAAAACUUAAGAGUGAUGCAAUAACUUUUUCAUUUAAGAAUUUGGGGUAAAUAAUUUAGAAGAUUCUGCCAGAUAUCUUUUGUCACUCUGCUUUUUUAAGUGUGGCAUUGAUAAGCUUAAAAUAAGAAUAUCAGUAAUUACUUGUAACCCAUUAAUAGUCAGACUUUUUCAUUUGCUAGGGUAGCUACAUCUCCAUUCUUGCUGCUUUUGUUUAUUAGGCUAUGAAUGUUCUAGGCCUUUUUCAAUCUUGACCUGCACAAAUGCUGUAUUUCAGUUUAGACUGGACAUCCAUGUUGCAUUAAGCCAUGGAGUACAAUGGAAAGGGAAAAAGAAUAUUAUUCUGCAUAGUUAAGUCCAAAAUAAUAAUUUUUUUCUAAGAUUUGGAGUCACUGUGGUUUUUUUGUUUGGGUGAGGAGGAUUUAUAAAGGCCUGAUUGUGAGAGAAUAAUUUUCUUGAAGUGUUACAAUUUUCUAAAAUAAGUGCUUUAUUAUACAUACAAUAAUUGAAUAAUUUGCAAGAGGGUUGGUUUGUAGUUGCUUUUACAAUAUUGUUUAAUCAGAAAUUUUCUGAUCCUGGGUUACAUAUGUAGACAAAAAUUGAUGGCUGUCUUUACAGUGUUUUAUUUGUGGUUAUUAAAAUCUUUUAAAGACAAAUGUUAAACCUGUGCUCCAAUACCAAAACAAAUUGGGAUGAUUGCUUUUCUGAUUUCUGGAAGUCAAACUAAAGGGAACAUGUAGGCAAUUCAUUGCUAUAAUUUAGUGAUGGAAAAAUGACUGAAACUAACUCAAUAUAUCAAGGUUAGCUCUACCCCAAAGCAACAGACAUGCAAACAAAUGUGCAAUAAAAAAUAAUCUUGAUCGAUUUCACUAUUAA
Molecule: messenger RNA, 5808 nt
Organism: Tupaia belangeri chinensis (Chinese tree shrew)
Lineage: Eukaryota; Metazoa; Chordata; Mammalia; Scandentia; Tupaiidae
Gene: IBTK
Product: inhibitor of Bruton tyrosine kinase
Biological process (GO): negative regulation of protein phosphorylation
Cellular component (GO): cytoplasm; nucleoplasm
Molecular function (GO): protein kinase binding; protein tyrosine kinase inhibitor activity
Source: RefSeq, a predicted model, not a curated record